GCGGGGGUGGGGUUGAGUGAACUGGGGGGCUUGGAAACCGAUCCGCUCCGGAGCUCUCUUAUAUCAUACUGCCUACACACACUGUUCCGUUCCGUGCGGGCGAGCAGAGUAGGUACGAGAACGGCGCCGAUGCUCUUCACUCAUAUCCAAAACCAACGUUGCGCGCUUGUAGGACUACCACUGGAGAUCUGACAAACUAUUGACAAAGACAUCCAACACAAACUCACCCGGAGAGAGACGAAUCAGCUGAGAUUUGUUUUCAAACUCUCCACCGAUGGCGGCGUGACAGGUCUGCUAUACGCGCAAGGGGAGGCACACGGUUCCUGGAUUUGGACUGUUUCACGCGUCUCUCCCUGUCUGGAAUCGGUGUUAAUUGUCGCGUUGGGAGUUCGGCUCAGUCAUGGAUACCUACAGCUCUUUUACCACUCUACUUUUACUUCUGGCUUCGUUAAAUAGUGUCUCUGCAGGGCCGUUCCCGUCACCACCUCAGAUACAGGAAUGGGUGGAGGAGAUGCAGAAGGAUCUGAUCACACUGACGGACAUGGCCAGUGGAGUACAGGACCUCAUACAGAUCUUCCAGAAUUACAGGAACUACUACCGUGUGGAGUACAACGAUGCAAAUGGCCUGGUAGCUAACGCAGCAAAAAACAUAGAGAAGCUCCUAGAAAAACGCUCUGAGGCUCUCAAGAAACUGGCAUCGGCUGCAGAGGAAUUUCAGAUGCAGCAUCAUUGGAAGAAUGACCUUGAACCGGAAGACAUUCAUUAUUACUAUGCCAAAGAAAACCUGGACCUAAAUUAUACAGACAAGAGGAAAGCAAACCGUCUCUAUCCGGAGUUUAAGGAAGACGAACAAUUUAGACGACUCAUCUCCUACAACACCACGGCAGUGCACAUACCUACGGACAUAUAUGAGGGCUCCACCAUCAUGCUGAAUGAGCUCAACUGGACGGACGCUUUAGAGGAUGUGUUCAGGAAGAACAAGGAAGAGGAUCCCAGUCUCCUCUGGCAGGUGUUCGGCAGCGCCACGGGAUUGGCCCGCUACUUCCCAGCCUCCCCUUGGAUGGACUCCCAAAAAGUUCCCAAAAAGCUCGACCUCUACGAUGUUCGCCGGCGACCGUGGUACAUCCAGGGGGCCGCGUCGCCUAAGGACAUGCUGAUCCUAGUGGAUGCGAGUGGCAGUGUCUCUGGGCUCACCCACAACCUCAUCCGCAACUCUGUCAACGAAAUGCUGGAGACCUUGUCGGACGAUGACUAUGUCAAUGUGGUCUUUUUCAAUAAGACGGCGGGUAAUGUGGCCUGCUUUGAAAACCUGGUCCAGGCCAAUGUAAGGAACAAGAAGUACCUAAAGGAAGCUGUGGACCAUAAUAUUUUUGCCCAGAGCACUACAAACUACAAGGAAGGCUUCGAGUUGGCCUUCAAGCAACUGUCAACGGUCAACGUGACCGAGGGCAGGGCGUUCUGUAACAAGAUCAUUAUGCUGUUCACGGAUGGAGGAGAGGAGCGAGCACAGGAAAUCUUCCAGAAAUAUAACUCCAAGAAGGAGGUACGGAUAUUCACAUUCUCAGUGGGCCAACACAACUAUGACAAAGAACCAAUACAGUGGAUGGCCUGCACCAACAAAGGAUACUACUAUGAAAUUCCAUCCAUUGGUGCUAUCAGGAUCAACACUCAGGAGUACCUGGAUGUGCUGGGCAGGCCUAUGGUGAAAGCAGACAAGAAGGCCAAGGUUGUUCAAUGGACCAACGUCUACCUGGACGCACUGGAGCUGGGUCUGGUGAUCACGGGAACACUUCCAGUCUUCAACAAAACCAACACCAAGGCCGACAAAGAGAGGGGAGCCCAGAAGCCCCAAAACCAGCAAAUCCUGGGGGUGAUGGCUAUAGAUGUGUCUCUGGAUGACAUCAAAAGACUCACGCCGCGGUUUACAUUUGGACCAAACGGCUACUACUUUGCCAUCGACCCCAACGGUUAUGUCUUGCUGCAUCCCAACCUCUGCCCAAAGAAUCCUAAUAUCCAGGAGCCAGUUACUUUGGACUUCUUGGAUGCUGAGCUGGAAAAUGAUGUUAAAGUAGAGAUAAGAACAAACAUGAUUAAUGGAGAAACCAGCAACCGCACAGUACACACACUAGUGAAGUCCCAGGAUGAGCGUUACAUAGACAGAGGCCAACGGUUGUACACAUAUACACCUGUUGUGGGUACAGACUACAGCCUAGCCUUGGUCCUUCCACACUACAGUCUACAUUACAUCCAUGCAACCAUCGGAGACACCAUCACUCAGGCCAAAUUGGACAUGGUCUCUGAAAGCCUGCAGGCAGACAUGUUUAAGGAGUAUGGAUACACUCUAAUUGCACCAAGGGAGUACUGUAAGGACUUGAAGCCAUCGAAAAACAACACAGAGUUCCUGAUGGAUUUCAACAAGUACAUUGACAGGAAGACUCCCAACGACCCCCUGUGUAAUGUGGACCUGGUGAACAGAUUGUUGCUAGAUGCUGGGAUCACGGCAGAACUCGUCAAGAAGAGUAAAGAUCCUAUGCCAAAUGGAGUCCUGGCUGGGUUUGUAGCUACUGAUGGAGGAAUCACUCGCAUUUAUCCUGAAAGUGCUGGACUCGACUGGACCGAGGACCCAGAGACAUAUGAGUCAGGCUUCUAUAAGAGAAGCUUGGACAAUGACCUCUACAUCUUCACACCAACGUCCUACCAGGAGGACAACAACAGUACUGAGCAAUCGGUCCUGGUUAGCAGAGCAGUGAACCUGGAAAUAGAGGGAGUCACACUCAAACCUGCAGUUGUGGGCGUGAAACUGGACAUCGAUGCCUGGAUGAACAGCUUCAUCAAUGCCACGUUGAAGAUGAACUGCAAAGACGAGAUUUGUGGCUGUCGGAAAAACGAUAAGUAUGUGAACUGUGUUCUCCUGGAUGACGGGGGGUUCCUGGUCAUGGCCAAUCAGGACGAAUACAUCAGUCAGAUCGGCCGCUUUUUUGGGGUGAUUGACCCCAGCCUUAUGAAGAAACUGGUCGACAUGUCUCUGUUCACGCUCAAGAAGACAUACGACUACCAGUCAGUCUGCGAUCCCAAAAGCAAGAACAAGGAGUCCGCGGCAGGUCUACGCUCAGUCUAUGUGCCCACUAUUGCAGACAUUUUGAAUGUUGGAUGGUUGGCAUCAGCAGCAGCCUGGUCGUUACUGCAGCAGUUGUUGGUUAGCUUUACGUUCCCAAAUGUCCUGCACGCAGCCGACAUUGAAGUUGAGAUACCCGACAAGGAGAGCUGUAUUACAGAGCAGACUCAAUACUUUUUUGACAACGACAACAAGUCCUUCAGUGGAACGCUCGAGUGUGAAAACUGCUCCAGGCUUUUUCAUGCUGAGAAACUGGGGAAGACCAACCUGGUGUUCAUCAUUGUCGAUAACAAGCUCUCCUGCUUGUCUUGUGAUGACGAGCCCCUGACACAGGCUGAGCAGGAAUCUUCAGGACCAGACCCAUGUGAGUUGGCUAAAAAACCAAGGUACCGGAAAGGUCCAAAACUGUGUUUCGACAACAACACUGGGGAGGAUGAAUAUGACUGUGGCGGGGCGUCCGCUCUGAGGCCCUCCGUUUUGGCCUUGGUGCUGCUCCAACUAGCCCUACUCUGGCUCCUGACCGGUUCGACGCAUCACACCAUCCCCUCGUGACCUCUGAUGAUUCCACUUGCCCCCCCAGUGACUAGCAUGCAAUGGCAAUUCAAGACGCCCAUCGCCAAAAGAAAUCCUGACGGUUCAUCUUUUUUGAUAAUUGCCUUUUUCAAGGAAUUUUGUUAAAUGUCUUUACCUGGGGGAAGGUGAAAUUGAAGAAGGUGAACCUCAGCCAGAUGUUUAAAGAACGAUGAGCGAGAACUCACCCCUGACCCUUGACUUCUCCCUGCCAACCAUCUGAGCUGAGGGGGAUUGCAGUAAUUAUUCAUUGGUGAACUUCGACCUUUGUUUGGCUCGAUGACAACAACCCUCUGAAGGCUACAGGUUGGACUACCUUACAGUGCCAGGGAGAAAGUGGAUGGACUGCUUUUUGCUUUAGGUUAUUUUCGGGAUUUGUGAUUUGCACUUUGAAAGAGAACGCCAUCGAUUUAUAUUUAACACUGUAAGAUACAGUGCUGCCCUCCACAACCAUACUGUUGUGUUCUUCACAAAUUAUUAUUUUCAAAGUGUUUUGCGGUGGCUUGUUACUUAGUUUUUGAAAUGUGUUUAUUUUAGUUGAGGUUGUAUUAAAAAACUGAAAUUUUUGUAAGGAAGAACAGUUUUUUUACAGGUGUGUUGUUGGAAUUACUCUGCUUGUUUCAACCUCCUUUAAAAAAGUAGCAUUAUUCAACAGUCCUCAGUGAAAGGUGACUGAAGGAUUGAUAGUUAUGCAACGCCUAUAUUUUCUCACUGCUGUCAUUCAUCAAUGUUAUGUGAACAAAUUAACCAUUUUAAUCUCCACUCAUGAUGGAUAUAUUCAAUUCUGUUUGCGGUGAACUGCUCUCCCCUAACCCUGAAAACAACAUUUCACGUCAGGUCCUACCGUCUUGUUGUCCUGCCUAUCUGAUCUUACUGUUGUUGCCAAAAUUUUCAGCUGACAAUCAGUGCCCUGGCCUCUAGUGGGCGCUCACUGGUCAAAUCUUUAGUGCCAUGUUAUUUGAGCCGGACAACCCCUUUUGCGCUAUGUGCUUUACUGUGUGGCAACUGACAAGGGCAUCACUCACGCUCUGUGUGAUCUUUCUUUUAUUGCCCGUUGUUUUUUUUGUUUUUUUUUGUUUUGUUUAUUGAUUUCAAUGGAUCAUAGCAUUGGAUAUACAAUAAAAUGAACUAGGAGGGACGUAGAAAAUGUAGGCUGUGAUACAUGAUAGUAUAUUUGUGCUACUGUGUCUGUUAUUUAUUUGAAGGCUUUUGCAUACAAUACUCAUUCUUCAGGGAAUUUCCCCUUGAAAUAGAAAUCACAUCAAGAUUUAGUGAGAAAUCUAAAGAAAUCUCUCCACUCUUAAUUCAUUCAUAUCUAUUUGGAUAUCAGUCCUGUUGUUAGUUAUUCAUUUUGGUGUGCCUUGGGGUUGUUUCUAAAUAACUACAUGAACCAGAAUUGUUCAGACAUAUAUACAAUAUGUAGUGUCUAGUCGUUUUUCAUCAUCCAGAGACUGAAUCCGGAAUAUUGUCUGUCUGAGAGCAUUACACUAUGAUCUACAUCUGCUAACUCAUUCCUCUAUAACAACAGCUGGGUUAAAUCAUGAAAUUAGUCCUUUUUGAUAUUUUAAGUAGAGAUUGUGCCCCAAGGUUCAUUUUUAAAAUUGUGUGGAAUUAAAUUAAGUGCCCUUUAACUUAUAGCCCUAUAUACAAUAUAUACCUUUUCUAUAUAUGAAUAAAAUCUGCUUAAGUUCUCAACACCGUCAUAUUGUAUUGCAUUGCGAAAGUAGUUCCUAAAUGUUGUUUAUUUGAUUUUAUCAGUUUUUCAUUUUAAGCUUAAAGAACUGUCCCUUAUUACAGUGUAACAUAUACUGUUAUUCUGGUUUUAUUAUGGUGAAACCAUGUUAUUGACAAAUCAUUUUGUAAAAGCAGUUAAGCUGGUUCUACAGUUUUUUACAAAAUGUUCUGGUGUUUUAUGUUGGAAAACGGAGUGGGUAAAGUAUAAUCAAGUCAACACUGUAACGAUAAAUACACGGACUAGUAAUUAAAAAAUUUGGAAAGCUUGCAUUCGAUUGGCCUCCUCUGUGGCAACUAACCAUCCUCCGUUCCUACUUAAAGUUAACCCAUUUUUGCAUGUGGCCUUAUUUUCACACUUUUUUUGUACAAAACUGUAAUAACCUGUUAGAAUAUGCUCAAACCAAUCCAAGCCAAUAGAAUCACAUUAGGUCCAUCUACAUUGAUUACACAUUUUUCUUUCAAGUGACAUUACCAAAUAGAUUCCUAUUUUGUGGAUCCCUCCCCCGCCAAUAAAAUUAAUGCCAUAACUACAGAAGGAAACUAAAUCAUGUGAUGUUCUAUUGCACUAUAAAGCAGGGCUCUUCAACUCCAGUCCAGAAGAGUCAAAUUUGGUCUGAACUGAUGUUCGAUGUCACAAAACAGAAAUGUUUUGGCGCUCCAGGUGCAAUAUUAAAUAGUCCCCCAUUAAUAGUUGACCCUUGUAAAGGACGACGGCAAUGAUUCUUCAACUGAACUGUAUUUGAGAAUACUUCAUUCUUGCUUCACCGAAUAAUUAUCUUCUAAAGUUCAAUAAUUUUUGUUACAAUUAUGUAUACAAUGUCAUUUUAUCUAUUCAAAAUCUUCUGCCAUUGAUUGCGACAAGUGAGUUUCAUCAUGUAGUCAACCAUUUUAUACGGUAGCUAGUCCACAUCAGUCCACAUCGAAUCAUUGAAUAGUGGAAUAACUUGAAGUAAAAGGAAAAGUUUAAUAAUUGAACAUUGUGACAAACUUUUGUUAUUGCGAUGCAAGAACAUAGACAAUUCCUUUCUAAAGUGAUUGUAUUUGUUAUUUUUUAUUACAGGAGGAUAUGCUGUGUCAUUUGAAUUUUGAAUUAUGUGUGUCAUACAGUUGAGCAUGUUCAUCAGGAUCUUGAUCUCAUUUAAUGGUCUUGUGUUGUCUUAUUUCAUAAUGUGAAUACAGAAGUAUUUUGGCCAUGAAAUUUACCUGAAUGACCAUUUUACAAAGAGGAUCCAUAUUAAUAUUGACAAUCACUAACCAAGACAAAUAUUAUAUAUGAAGACGCAAACAACUGCCAAACCAGUAUUUUAAUGGAGCCAUGAGGUGAUGUCAGAGAAAUGCAUGCAUAAGUUCCUUUAAAGUGCCAGUAAACGUGACAAAUUGUAUUAUGUUCAUAUAUGUUGGUCAAUUAUCAUCUUAAUCCCCCAUCAAGAUAGCUUUAUUAACAUUUCAUGUAGUUCAGCUGAUGCUAGGUAACUGCACUUUAUCCUCAUUAAUAUGCAUUAAACUUAGAUGUCACACACAAACAUGACACACAGAAACUGUAAAACACUAAAACAUGUUGCCACUGAUCUUACCAACAGCAGUGAAUCCAUGAACAGGGCAAAACAUGGGUAAGCCUUAAGUAGCCUUUUCCCCAGAUUAGAGCUGUACCAGCAAAUUUAUUUUCAUCCAGCCAAUGUAGUGCUAAUUGUAUAAGUACCUACAUUUGUAGCUAAUGCAAGCUAGCGUUACCUUCUUAUGUAGCAGGUAAUAGCAACAACUUUAGCUAGCACUUAGCAACUUCAGUGUACAAUACUAGUUAGUCAGCUAUGCAAAAAGACAAAAAAAGAAACUGAACUUGCUUUGAGAUUUGCACAAACUGCUUAAAUGUAUAAUGCGGCUCUAAUGACUGGCGGGUCCUGUUGCAGAGUUAGUUUAACAGACAGAGCUACCUGUCAAACAGCUUGGAACACAGUCUGGCGGUAUAUUUAUAUAACUGUCUGGGGAGAAAUGGUCGCUGUGCACCCGGCUCCUCAUUUAAAUGUUUUUUUGCAUGCUUGCCAUGGCUCUCUGCAAAUGUAAUCCGUUAGGAUUUCCGUUACGUUUUUGAGGAAAUGUAUUAAUGAUAAAGUAUAUUGUAAUAAGCUUUGGGACAAAUCUGACUACGACGGUAUGGAAGAUGUCAACGGAAAGUGCGGCAUGAUGCAGAAAGAGGUCAUUUGCAUUUAGAUUUUGGGUGGAAAAUUCAGUGACGAAAAUCAAUAUUUAUUUACCUUUAUUUGAACCCUGUGAAACACUUUUGUUGACUACAAGAAAUGUAGAUUUAAUUCCAUUAGCUACAAUAGCCUGUGUUCUAUCAAGGUCAUUUAGCAUCCAGAGGCCGGUGCCCUUGGUCAACCCCAAUGAAGACUGCUUUUUCAAUAAGAAUGGCCUUUCGGCAUGUCAACAAACAGAACAGCACGUCUUAAUUUCUUAUUCUGCCUUUGAGAGUCAGUGUAGUUGUUUUGAUAGUAGUGGGUCCUGGUCUAAAACCAGAGUGAAACCUGUUCAAAAUGCAAUUUUCUGCUAAAAAGGUAUGUAACUUUUAAUUUACCAGUGCCUCCUGGAUUUUAACAAGGGAUGACCAUUUAAAGUUAGGACGAUAGUCAAGGCUUCUAGUGUCCUCAACCUUAUCCAGUGGGUU
This is a messenger RNA of Esox lucius (northern pike), 8081 nucleotides long. Its product is annotated as voltage-dependent calcium channel subunit alpha-2/delta-1. NCBI's taxonomy places the organism in Eukaryota, Metazoa, Chordata, Actinopteri, Esociformes, Esocidae. The transcript is spliced from 39 exons. Gene Ontology annotation, cellular component: L-type voltage-gated calcium channel complex. The record is from RefSeq and is a predicted model, not a curated record. Bases 401 to 3667 code for a protein of 1088 amino acids. Gene Ontology annotation, molecular function: voltage-gated calcium channel activity.